AAAACAUUUCAUAUUAACUUGGCAACACUGACACAGAACUGUCAAAUUCAUUAGUAACAGUUAAGAGGUAUUUCUAGGUUUCUGUAAGUUUCUGGAAACAAUUUAUUUAUUUAUCCUAACAAACAUCGGUGUAAGUGGCACAUAAUAAAAUUUUGAUACACAACAAUGGUGGACUAUAGCAAGUGGAAAGAUAUUGAGAUUUCUGACGAUGAGGACGAAACACACCCUAACAUCGACACGCCUUCGCUGUUCCGCUGGCGGCACCAAGCGCGGGUAGAACGCAUGGAAGAGCAGCGUCGCGAGAAAGAAGAACACGAACAAAAGAAACGGGAAAACUUGAGGCGUUUGGUGGAAACGCGCAAAAAGAUCGCUGAAAGUGAGUCAAACAGUACAAAUUUGGAGUCACUGAAGAAAGUUCUUGCGGAAUUGGAGGCGGAAGAGAAGGCGAUCAAAAAGAAGGAAGAUGAUCUUAAGAAAAAGGAUAAACAGACGCCGUGGAACGUUGAUACUAUCAGCGAGCCGGGUUUCACCAAAACAGUGAUCAAUACGAAACCACCGCGGCCCAAGGACGAAAACUUGACCGAAGAGGAGAAAGAGGCAAAGAUGAAAAAGUUUAUCAAAGACAAUGAAAAGUUGUUGAAACAGUUUGGUAUGUUGAGGAAGUAUGAAGAUUCAAAGAAGUUCCUGCAGGACCACAACCAGCUGGUAUGUGAAGAGACUGCCAACUACCUCGUCAUUUGGUGCAUCAACUUGGAAAUGGAAGAGAAACAUGAUUUGAUGGCUCAUGUAGCCCACCAGACAAUCUGCAUGCAGUACAUACUGGAACUAUCUAAACAGUUAGAUGUCGACCCCAGAGCUUGUAUUGGAUCAUUCUUUGCCAAAAUACAAGUGGCUGAAAAAACUUACAAGGACUCCUUUGAGGAUGAGUUGUGCCAGUUCAAGGCUAGGAUCAAGAAGCGUGCUGAAGAAAAGAUCCAAGAAGCAAUCAGGGAGCAGGAGGAAGAGGAAAGACAGGCACGACUCGGGCCUGGAGGACUUGACCCUGUUGAAGUUUAUGAAGAAUUGCCUGAUGAAUUGAAGAAAUGCUUUGACGCACAAGAUGUGCCGAUGCUUCAAGCUACCAUAGCCAAGAUGCCGGAGCAAGAAGCAAUUUAUUUCAUGAAUAGAUGUAUCGCCGCCGGUCUGUGGGUACCUGGCAAAAAUGAUGAAGAGCCCACCAUGAAAGAGAAUGCUGGGUCGUCUGAAACGAAACCUGAAGCUAACAACUCCAAUAGCACUGAUGAUGUAGACUGAAAGUUUAUCAAUUACUCCAAUUAUUAUUCUAGUUUAAGUCCCAUUAUAGAUAUCCAAUUGCUAUAUGAUUCUAACCCAUAUGAGUAUUUUGCGCCGUGGUUAAGCUGAUACAUUAUUAUAAUGUGCCCAACGUGCACUGAGGUGAGAAUUGUCACAUUCACUUUUGUUACAUGGGCAUCAUUAAGUACUCUAUAAUCUUUUUUAAGUAUUGUUUUGUGUUCUGUAUAGUGCAUAAAUCGACAGCAUCAUUGAUUUAUAAAUUGCACACUAUAAAAAUGAAAAUAUAUUUACGAGUUGUUGAAGUCAGCCUGAUCAGACUAGAACACAUGGCUAUGAUAAUAUGCAGAGAUGGUGCAUUUAUAGAAUUGCCUUGAAUAGUUUCCAGGUAGCAUAUAUUUAAGAUGGUUUUAAUGUCCUUAUAUAGUAUAUUAUCAUGUUUAUCAGUAAUUGACAUAACAUAUUGUGGGUAGCCCAAAGUUAUAUUCAUAAAUGGUCUAUGUGCUAAGUCAGCUACUAGCCAAAAAUAUACGAAGUUAGCGCCUCAGUGUGCGUUAGGUUGUGUAUGUUAACAUUUCUUUUUUAUUUUAUCACAUAUGCAAGUGAAUAUGUGUUACCAACUUGUACAACUAAUAGCAAUACUUAAAAGGACCAGACUGCUUUUUAACAUAAUGUGAUGGCGUGAUCGCUUCGAUUUUACAUUUAUUGCCUCUUAUAGAUGUAUAAUAAUAGAAUAAAUAAAUAAAAAUAUUAGUAACAUGAAAUUCUAGAAAUAAAAUAUGUUGACGCCAUACUA
Molecule: messenger RNA, 2086 nt
Organism: Manduca sexta (tobacco hornworm)
Lineage: Eukaryota; Metazoa; Arthropoda; Insecta; Lepidoptera; Sphingidae
Gene: Cdc37
Product: hsp90 co-chaperone Cdc37
Exons: 5
Coding region: 166-1293 (375 amino acids)
Biological process (GO): protein folding; protein stabilization
Cellular component (GO): cytoplasm
Molecular function (GO): protein-folding chaperone binding; protein kinase binding; heat shock protein binding
Source: RefSeq, a predicted model, not a curated record